Messenger RNA from Cutaneotrichosporon cavernicola, 1254 nucleotides. RefSeq lists its product as uncharacterized. NCBI's taxonomy places the organism in Eukaryota, Fungi, Basidiomycota, Tremellomycetes, Trichosporonales, Trichosporonaceae. The transcript has 3 exons. The record is from RefSeq and is a predicted model, not a curated record. Bases 1 to 1254 code for a protein of 417 amino acids. Gene Ontology annotation, molecular function: protein binding.
AUGUCGACCGCAGCCGUUGGCCCUCCCGCGCCCGCCCCCACCACCGCCCCCGAGCCGUCGACCCCUCGCCCUGAGCCCACCUCGGAGAAGCCUGAUCCCACUCCCACUCCCAGCAACCCUCCUCCCCAGCCGAGCAGCAACCCUCCUCCACCCUCGACCUCGACCACCACCCAGGAGACGCCUGCGCCGCCUCCCCCAUCCUCGAGCUCAGAGACUUCCACGUCCACCACUGAGGCGCCCACGACGUCGGCGUUGCCAACCCCGAGCACAUCGUCGACCAUUGAACAAUCGUCUGUUGUGGUGAUGACCAGCACCGGAUCGUCAUCUUCGUCAGCUAUUGCGGAGGUUUCUUCUCGCUCCGAGUCGUCGACCUCGACCUACACUCAGAUCAAAACCGUCAACCAGAGCGGUCCGGCCCUUAACACCUCAGGCCGCACCAGCGCGUCAGCUGGUGCGGGUAAUGCUGGGAGCAGCUCCAGCUCGGGCCUUUCUGGCGGUGCAAUUGCUGGCAUUGUCAUCGGCGUUCUUGCUGGUAUUGGUCUGAUCGCCUUCCUCGCGACGGGCUACAUGCGUCGCCGCUCGCGCGCGCGCCGCACCGCCAACCGCUCGUCCAUGUUCGAGCCCUGGCAGACGGCUGUCGCGACCGAGGAUCCUGGUUACGAGAAGUCGUACCCCAUGGACACCCAGCCCGCGUUCCCUCCUGGCGGUGACCAGUUCGACCCCAACUAUGGUUACCAGCAGGGCCAGGCCGGUUUCCAGCAGUACCCCGACGCGUACGGCCAGUACCCCAACCAAGGCCAGUUCGCUCCUGGUUACCCUGAGGGUGCUGGUGUCGGUGUGCCCGUUGGUGGCAGCAUGGCCGGUGCUUCUGUCGAUGCGUACGGUGCCCAGCAGGGCUUCGACGCCUCCACUUCGCCCGGGCAAAACCCCGCCGACGCUCCCAACCCCAUGUCCCCCCCUGCUUCAUCUACUGGCCACAACGGCGCGAUUGCCGCAGCUGGUGUCGCUGGCGCCGCGGGCGUCGCUGGUGCUGCCGCUGCUGCGGGCUCGAACGCUCCCGAGGGCCUCCACGACGGAAUGAUGGUCCGAGUCAAGGUCGGCUUUGUGCGCUCCCUCGAAGACGAACUUGCUAUCACGCAGGGCCAGCAGCUCUACCUGCACACGACCUACGACGACGGUUGGUGCCUGUGCGAGGACGACGCGCACAACCGCGGCGUCGUUCCCGUCAGCUGCCUCGAGCCCUGGACGCAGUGA